AUGGGGAGAGACUGCCUUUACUGGAAUGUGAACCGUACUAAGAGAACACACAGCAGCCGACCUGCUCUGCAGCAUCACCCUUUCAGUUUAGGUGAUCUGUGCCAUGAAGUGACAUACCUAGCUCCCUCAGUGACGGCUUCUUCCACGCAGGUGGCAUGCAAGACAAAUUACGUUACACGGUCGCUGGCCGAAUCCCAGCCUCGGUUUUCAAGGCUGGUAACGUGCCGUGUUUUUUCUUACCCGUAGGACGUCAGUGCUCUGCUCGUGAUGAUGGAUAUCCAUCCCGGAGAUACCGUUUUGGAAGCUGGCAGCGGGACUGGUGCUAUGAGCUUGUUUCUGUCGAGAGCAGUUGGGCCCAAAGGACGUGUUAUAAGUUAUGAAAUCAGAGACGAUCAUCAUAAUUUAGCUAAGAAAAAUUACAGGCACUGGCGUGCUGCAUGGGAAAUAGGACAUGUGGAGGAGUGGCCAGAUAACGUGGAUUUCAUUCUUAAAGACAUUUCAAAAGCUGCUGAGGAUAUGAAAUCUUUAACAUGUGACGCAAUAGUUCUGGAUAUGCUUAACCCACAGUCUGCUCUGCCUGUUGUACACCCAAGCCUGAAACAGGGUGGUGUCUGUGCUGUGUAUUUAGCAAACAUCACACAGGUUAUUGGCCUUUUAGACAGAAUACGGACCUGCAGGCUCCCUUUUUUGUGUGAAAAGAUCAUUGAGGUAACUCAUAGAAAUUGGUUGGUACUCCCUGCUAAAAUUAAGAAUUGCAAUUCAAACAAAAUGGUGGAGACUGAAGAAAAUACUGAAGAACCACUUCAAAAGGAAUACAAAGAAAGCCACAUUGAGGAUCAAGUAGUUCUCGGAGAAUACAAUGAAUCACUUUCUAAUGAUGCUGAAACAUACUCCUCCGUGCCUUACGUUGCUAGACCAUCUUACCAGCAGGAGGCUCAUUCAGCAUUCCUUACCAAGCUGAGAAAGUUUGGACCACUUCUUUCUUGA
Molecule: messenger RNA, 987 nt
Organism: Chaetura pelagica (chimney swift)
Lineage: Eukaryota; Metazoa; Chordata; Aves; Apodiformes; Apodidae
Gene: TRMT61B
Product: tRNA methyltransferase 61 homolog B (S. cerevisiae)
Exons: 7
Biological process (GO): tRNA methylation
Cellular component (GO): tRNA (m1A) methyltransferase complex
Source: RefSeq, a predicted model, not a curated record